GCUCGAUCGACAGUUCGUGCCAAGACUCAGAAGUGUGUAGAUGGUCUGUGCUCGGCUAAGCAAUAGUGUAGAUUUUCAGUGCUAUUCGAGUCAAAUUGUGAAUGGUUUACAUGUGAGACUUUCAAACUAAAGUUGCUUUUAAAAAGAGUUAAAUAAAUGAAUUAAUUUUGCCGUGCUCAAAACAGUUCCAAUCAAGUGAAUAAAACUCAAGAUAAACGGGAAGAUAUAAGAUUGUCGAUCAGAAGAAGACCAGAAACGGCGGUGGAGGAGACUGGAUGUUUUUGCUUCUAUGUUCCCAAGAAAGGGAGAGCGAAUAAUUCGUACAUUCGGUAAUAGCAACAAUAAUCGCACAGCGCUGCACUAGCAUAGCAUUGCAAGGAACGUAAAGAGAAAGAGCAAACGCGGCACGCGAACAGAAGAGAGCGCUGCACAUCGCGAUUCAUCUUUGUAUCAGUUUUGUUUUGCUAAUCAAGCCACCACCGAAAGGAGAGAAACAGAUACACCUUUCGACACUAACAUUUGUAACAUAAUCGUCAAAAACUUUUACGUCGAACAAACGAAGAGUAACGGCCAUUCAGCUAACAGUGUUAACAUACGAUCAGCGUCAUCAAUGGAGGAACAUGGUGUGGCUGUGUCACAGGGUGCGGAUGAAGGAGGAGGGAAAGCUGGAAGUAGCGUUGAUCGUCCCUUCGCUUCUGUUAGUGGCGAAGGGGACGAAGCAGUAAAGUCUGAAGGAAGCAGCCAAAAUCCGCCAAAACAGUCACGUCCACGGUCGCAUGGCAAUAACAAGAACAAGCUGCAUUUUUCAAGGAAUCAGGGUAAAAAUAAAAAGUGGAAGCUAAACAAGUUUAGAAGAAAUCAAAAGGAUAGCGGUUGCGGAAAAAAGAAGGACCAACAGAAAAAUCAAGAUUGUCCGUCUAUUGGUUGCAAGGGGGAUGAUAAACAACAACAGCCUGGUGGGGCCAACUCAGACCAGAAACAGUCGCAAGGUGGUGGAAAAAGUAAACACUCGAAACAAAAUUCAAAUAACUUGAUGCAAGUACGAACUAAGUGUUUGCAGGCGGUUUCGAAAUUUUUCCUACCGGAUAAACGUCCUAGGAAAGAUUGCAUUAUUCCACCAACCAAGUUUCUUUUAGGAGGAAAUAUUUCGGAUCCUUUGAAUUUGAAUAGUUUGCAAAAUGAGUCAGAAAAUGCUAUUACCCCGAAAUCGUCACCAAUUCCCACUCCUCCACAUUACAAGAACAAAAUAGAAGUUAUUAUACCGCCCAAUAUCAAUGAUCCGCUACAUUUGUUGGAUCCGGUAGAUUCAGUAGAAUACGAAAUGCAGCUGUGUUCUCCAAUGAAGAAAAAGCAACGUGCCCGCAACAAACGAAAACGAAAGUCAAAAUCUGAUAAAAAUAAUCAAAGCAUAGAAACCAAUAACAGUAACUUGAGUGGGCAGUUGAGUAUAAGUCUUUCAGAGACCGAGGCAACCACUGCAGAGGAGGCCCAGUUAGAAGCCCCGUCGGUAUCAACCAGUAGGGAAGCGGAUCAUACGUUGGAGAGUGGGAAUACCGGAGAUCGGGAUCGGAGCCACAAACAUUUGAAGUUGGAUUUGGAGAUUUGCAGGAAACGUCGCAUUAGUGAAAGCACUUGUGCUAGCAAAAGCAAGUUACGGCGAAUGGAUUCUAUGGAUAAAAUAGUUAGUCCUGUUGUUCCACAACCCGGUGCUUGGAAACGCGGUCAUUGGCCAACAUUACCGGUUGGAGGGCGAAAUCGCACAAGGACGCAAUCAUGUACAUCUAAUUGCGACGACUCACAGCUAGCUCCCAAGCAAAGUGCAACGGAAACCGACAGUAAUACCAACAACAGUGCACAGUCGUCUGAAACAAAUCAGAUCAACAAAAAUAACGAGGAGCCCAGUACAUCUGCAAUUGGUGGAGAAGAGUGCACUACUAAACCUCAGGAAGAAACUAAGUAUCACUACGGUAAUUAUGAUCGAUACUAUGGAUAUCGUAAUUUGAACGAAUUUAUAGAUGUACGGCUCAAAGUUUUUCUGCGAAAUCCGUAUUUGUUUCGCGAAAAGGAUGUGCUUGAUAUAGGCUGCAACGUAGGCCUAAUGACCAUUGCUGUAGCAAAAAUGUUACAUACAAAAAGCAUUACAGGCGUUGAUAUAGACAGUAAAUUAAUAUCUAAAGCCAGGCGAAAUUUGGUAACGCACGUUCGUGUUCCUCCGGAAGAAUCGUAUAAGUCAAUGAUGAAAAAUAGAAGAGAGGCCCAUAAAGCUGAGAAAGCUGAGCCCCACAUUAAAGAUCCUGAAUCUACAUCUAUAGAAACACUGCAGAGUACAAAACAGCUGGAAUCUACCGAAAUUGUCCCAGAGUGUUCUAAAAAAUCAAAACAAAAGAGCAGACAACACCAUCGACGAAAAUUUGUUGGUAAUAACCACGCACAUGGCAAACAUCAUAACAAUCAUCAUCACAACCACCGUCAGCAACAACAUAAGAGAGAUCCUCGAAAAGGAAAGGCGGAUUUCUUUCCAAUUUCUUUUCCGUUAUCACUCAGCAAUAUAGGCGCAAGAGAGUGUCGGUUGGAUAUUGGCUGCCCUGAUCGACGAUUUCCUAACAAUGUAAUUUUCAAAACUAUGAAUUACGUUUUGAAGGAUGAGUCUCUUAUCAGCUACGAUACACAACAAUACGAUUUGAUAUUAUGCUUGUCUGUUACCAAGUGGAUCCAUCUCAAUUUUGGCGACAACGGAUUGAAGUUGGCAUUCAAGCGAAUGUUCAACCAUCUGCGCCCCGGAGGAAAGCUAAUUCUGGAAGCCCAAAACUGGGCAAGCUAUAAGAAAAAGAAAAAGUUAACGGACACCAUUUUUGAAAACUAUAAAAAUAUUGAAUUUUUUCCCAAUCGAUUUCAUGAUUUUCUAUUGAGCCCAGAAGUAGGUUUUAGUCACAGUUAUCCACUGGGCAUUCCGCGUCAUUUAAGCAAAGGUUUUAGACGGCCUAUUCAGUUAUACGUAAAGGGUGAUUUUACACCAAGUCAGGCACAAUGGAGUGACACAUAUCAUCCGCAAACACCCUAUGUGAAUAAUCACAACAUAUAUUCAGAUAUCGCCACACCAACGAGAAAUAAUUGCAUUUGGGGUUCAACUACACCAUACCAACCAAGUUACAGUACCCGCUGUACGCCGGUGCAUGGCUUUAUGGCAACAUCUCCUUACUACAAUCCACGUCAAACCGACAGCUAUCAACCAAGUUAUGGCGCUAGUAGUCGACGGGGAAGCUACUGUUUUGCAUCACCACUAUACUCGACUACCUGGUCGCCGCCAUCGGAUUUAUGUCACCGACGAUCCGCCUCAAACACGCCUAAUUCGGCGAGUAUUAGAAGUGCUGAAAACGAUGAAAACUAUUGCGCACAACAAAAUCGACCCCACGUGUAUCCCCCUAUGGAGGUUUUUCCGUUAGAAGCGUCUGCUUACGGAAGGUUACAAGGACAGGAAUCGAGUAGCAUACGUCAGACAGAUUCUGACUCAGAACCGUCAUCUAAUUCUGCGUCGCAAACACCAACCAGACCCGAUUUGGAUCAAUCUUCUAACUCGCCAAGCACUACACAAUCGCAACCGGACAAGUAAAAAAAAACAGUUUGAUUUUUUUUUCUGCACAACACAUCGUAUUUCAUUCUGUGAUUGAAUUUCAUGUUGACAUUCAGCAAAUUUCAAAACCAAUCUAUACCUAGAAUUGAUGCGAAACUAGUCCGCUGACGCUAUGAGUUAGAUUGCAUUUUCUGGUGUUGAAGAUAGAAGGUAGUGAAAAGGGUCCAUGGUCCUUGAUUUUGCUUUGUUACAUUUUGUCUUGUAUCUCAGAUAUCUACUAAGAAUAGUACUGUACAUAGCUCGUAAGAGGAUUACAAAUCUUAUCUACUAUUA
Messenger RNA from Wyeomyia smithii (pitcher-plant mosquito), 3904 nucleotides. RefSeq names its product 7SK snRNA methylphosphate capping enzyme bin3 (gene bin3). Gene Ontology annotation, biological process: snRNA modification. Lineage: Eukaryota; Metazoa; Arthropoda; Insecta; Diptera; Culicidae. Gene Ontology annotation, molecular function: O-methyltransferase activity; snRNA binding; RNA methyltransferase activity. The record is from RefSeq and is a predicted model, not a curated record. The coding region runs from base 611 to 3610 and encodes 999 amino acids. The transcript is spliced from 5 exons.